Messenger RNA from Yarrowia lipolytica CLIB122, 2988 nucleotides. RefSeq lists its product as uncharacterized. The record is from RefSeq and is a predicted model, not a curated record. Lineage: Eukaryota; Fungi; Ascomycota; Dipodascomycetes; Dipodascales. Gene Ontology annotation, cellular component: membrane.
AUGUCUGAGCAGCCAAACUCAUAUCUGGGCUCCUCAUUCUCUGAGUCGCCUCUCCAGCGUUUGGGCGGACGGUCCUACUCACGAAGACCGUCCAUUCUCAUUCCACCAUCAGUGCCCAACAUGAACGAAGGCCUCCGACACCAGAGUGCCGAGCUAGCCAAUAUGGCGCUCGAAGAAGGUAUGGGAACCUCGCCAUCUAACAACGACCGUCCCAAAUCCUCCGGAUCAGCACAGAGCUACUCUAUGCACGGCUCCUCUCUGUCUCGACAGCUAGCCAACGAACCGCUACCGAUUCCAGAUGUGAUCGAAACUCCCGGGCUGAGCAACACAGAGCGAGAUCCGCUACGGCCAAAGAAGUCAGCCGAAUCAAAGAAAUCAGCACAAUCGACCAUCACAGCGUCCAGAAGAGACUCACACCGACAAUACCACACGUUUGGAUGUCCCGACAUCGAAACUGGCGACGUGAACCAUGGAGGACCAAGACGAGGACUCAGCGGAUGGUUCAAGAGACUGGAGGAAAAGAUCAAAAAUACCUCAUCAGCAGACAUGCUCGACGAGUGCAUCAAGAAGCCAAUAUCAUACCUGCCCUCAGUAGUGCUGGGAACUCUCCUCAACAUCUUGGACGGUCUGUCGUACGGAAUGAUUCUGUUCCCGCUAUCAGAGCCCAUUUUUGCACAUCUGGGUCCUGCAGGUCUGUCAAUGUUCUACAUGAGUUGUGUCGUUUCGCAAUUGGUCUACUCACUGGGAGGAUCUGCUUUCAAGGCUGGUAUUGGAUCCGAAAUGAUUGAGGUCGUGCCCUUUUUCCAUUCCAUGGCAUACACCCUAAUGGCCGAGAUCAAGGAGCCAGAGCGGGUGAUCCCUACUGUUAUUCUCGCGUUUGCAACCUCCUCUGUCGUAACCGGGCUGGUGUUUCUGGCGCUGGGAGCUGCCCGUCUAGGAUCACUCAUUUCCUUCUUCCCUCGUCAUAUUCUUGUGGGAUGCAUUGGAGGUGUAGGAUGGUUCCUGUGCGUAACGGGUAUUGAGGUGUCCUCCCGAAUGGACGGUCCCCUGGAAUACACAUUUGCAAUUCUCAAGUUUCUGCUGGACCCCCAAAUCCUUCUCAUGUGGAGCACUCCUUUGGCCCUCGCAUUAGCCCUGCUUCUCAUCCAACGAUUCUCUCACCAUCCACUGAUUGUGCCCUCAUACUUCUGCGGUGUUUUUGCCAUCUUCCAUCUGCUGGUGUGGGCUAUUCCUUCAUGGAACCUGCAAAUGGCUCGAGAUAAUGGCUGGGUGUUCUCUGCCCAGGCCACUAGCGAGCCCUGGUGGUACUACUACACUCUCUACGACUUUGGAAAGACAGACUGGGCCGCUCUGUUGAAAACCGUGCCUGCCAUGUUCGCCCUGACCUUCUUCGGUAUUCUGCAUGUUCCCAUCAACGUGCCUGCUCUCGCUGUUUCCACUGGACAAGAGGACAUCAACGUGGAUAGAGAACUGCUUGCUCACGGCAUCAGUAACGGUCUCAGUGGUCUGAUGGGAUCCAUUCAAAACUACCUGGUCUACACUAACUCGGUCUUGUUCAUCAAGUCUGGAGCCGAUUCUCGAGUGGCUGGUGUCAUGCUCGCCAUUGCUACGGCUGGUGUUAUGUUCGCCGGUCCUGUAGUCAUUGGUUUCAUCCCCGUCUGUGUAGUUGGUGCCCUCAUUUUCUUGCUGGGCAUUGAGCUUCUGAUUGAAGCUCUGGGUGACACUUGGGGCCGACUGUCUCGGUUCGAGUAUAUCACUGUGUUGGCAAUUGUGCUCACCAUGGGUAUUUUCGACUUUGUCUACGGUAUUCUGUUUGGUAUUGUGUUGGCAUGCUUCUCAUUUGUUAUCCAAUCUUCUCAGAGAUCGGUCAUCAAGGCUACAUACACUGGAGCCGUGGCUCGAUCCACCGUUCGACGUCACGCUACCCAACAGAAGUUUCUUCAGGAGUGUGGUAACCUCAUCUACCUGCUCAAGCUUUCUGGAUACAUGUUCUUCGGUACCAUUGUGCGUGUGGAGGAUACCAUCAAGCAGCUCAUGGAUGACGCACAAUUCAAGGAGUCUCCUUUCCGAUACCUCAUUCUGGAUAUGACUGCCGUUUCUAACAUCGACUUCUCUGCUGCCGAGGCGUUCAUCCGUAUCAAAAAGCUGCUGGAUAGCAAGAACGUUUACCUAGUCAUGUCUGGUAUUGGAUCCAACUCUCCCAUCUCAUCCGCUUUGGGUGCAGUUGGCCUUUGGAAGGGUUCUUGCACGCAGGGAACUGAUGUUCGGCUGUUCUCUAACUUGAACGAGGCCCUAGAAUGGUGCGAGAAUGAGUUCUUGAGUCUCUACUACAGUGCCCGCGACGAUGCUGCCUCUCCUACCACUCCAGGCACACCCACUGAUAUCCCUACCAAUACUUCUGGUAACCGUAAGAAUGCGCUUGCUGUGCUUUCUUCAUCUCCUGGCUACUCUGCAUCUCCCCGACUGAGCAUGAUCCAUCGGGCUGCCACUAACAACGUCAAAGACGACCCUAUAAUGAAGUGGAACAACUUCAAGCAGCCGUUGCCUCUACUGCUUCAGGUGUCCCAGGGUCUUACCAAUGAGAACGAGGACUUUUGGUUCCGAAUCUGCGCAUUCUUCAAGAAGGAGGUGCUUCCCAAGGGUCACGUUCUGUACACUGCCAACCAAUCUCCCACCGGAUUCUACCUUGUACAAAGCGGUAUUCUGAGAGCAGACUACGACAUGCAGCAGGGUCGACUUUACGAGACGAUUCUGGCUGGUACCACAUGUGGAGAACUGCCGUUCUUCUCCGAGACUUAUAGAACAGCAACUGUCACAGCAGAGGUGGAGACCACUGUUUGGAAGAUGGAUGCCGAGUCGUGGAAGCAGCUCCAGCAGCUCGAGCCUGAUGGACAGGUGCUUGCCAACGAGCUUCUGAAAGUGGUUCUGAAGCUGACGGCUGAGAGAUUCGAAUCCAUUACCAAGUACGUUCUCAUCAGUGCCAACUAG